Messenger RNA from Humulus lupulus (European hop), 1932 nucleotides. RefSeq names its product tRNA (carboxymethyluridine(34)-5-O)-methyltransferase. The transcript has 4 exons. Gene Ontology annotation, molecular function: tRNA binding; S-adenosylmethionine-dependent methyltransferase activity. NCBI's taxonomy places the organism in Eukaryota, Viridiplantae, Streptophyta, Magnoliopsida, Rosales, Cannabaceae. Bases 539 to 1687 code for a protein of 382 amino acids. The record is from RefSeq and is a predicted model, not a curated record. Gene Ontology annotation, cellular component: cytoplasm; nucleus. Gene Ontology annotation, biological process: tRNA wobble uridine modification.
AGUCCGGAUGGACCUUCACGGACUAAAUUGUUUUUUAACACUAUUCAAUCAAUACUCAGAUUUUGUGUUCUGAAAUGAAAAACGACAAAAUCACCUUUCCUCCAUUUUGUGAUAUUUUUCUUUUGCCAAACCCCCUAAAUCAAUAUCUUAAAAUCUACUAUUUUUCUCUGCUUCCCUCUCCUUCUCCGUUCGUGCCCUUCCUUCUCACCUCACAACACCAUCUUCGUCUUCCUGUCCCUGUUGUCAGCGGCAUGGCUGCUCCAACCUCGACGGCGCCGGCACGACUAAUCUAACUCAGCGGACCCGGUCGACUUAACUCUUGAUCUCCCUCUCCUCUUGUGUUCGCUGUUCAGCCAAGGUAUGCCUUUGUUUGUGAUUUGAGAAAUCACUCUGCCAUUAAGCGACUUUGAAGGAAGAUCUUUUAGGAAGACACUAAGACAGAUUAUUCCUCCAAUUUUUCUAAAUCUUUUCACUACCAGCACUGAUACGAGACUGAUCUGCACAGGUGAUAUUUUAUUUGAUAUAGCUGUUGGUGCUUAUGGUCUGUGAUUUUGUAAGAGCUAGAGCUAGUAAAAACAUUUAUCUGCCUGUGGAUAACUUCUGCCUACCCAUUGCCAAAUUCAGUAAAGUCUGUCACUUGGGAUAUUUAGGUACCAUGAGAGAUAUCAAAGUGAGAGGAACUUCUAGCCUGUGUCCUACUACUGUAUCCGAUGGAGAAUCUCAAGUACCACAAUCUGAGUUAAUCAUGGACAGUCAGACAUCGUCCCUUGGUGUGAAACUAACUCCUGAAAUAGAAAAGAAGUUUGUUCAUUGCGUUUAUGAUGCCAUAGCACCCCAUUUCAGCUCCACCCGAUAUGCCAAGUGGCCAAAAGUUGCUGCUUUUUUGUCAUCCUUGGCCUCUGGAUCUCUUAUCCUUGAUGCUGGAUGUGGCAAUGGGAAGUACUUGGGAUUGAAUCCUGAUUGUUUCUUUAUAGGAUGUGAUAUAAGCUAUCCCCUUAUAAAGAUCUGUGCAGAUAGAGGGAGUGAAGUUUUGGUGGCAGAUGCUGUAAAUCUUCCAUACAGGACUGAUUUUGGUGAUGCUGCAAUCUCCAUAGCUGUGUUACAUCAUCUAAGUACAGAGAGUAGGAGAAAGAAAGCAAUUGAAGAACUUGUCAGAGUUGUGAAAAAGGGUGGUCUAGUUCUGAUAACGGUUUGGGCUGCAGAGCAAGAGGAUAGAUCAUUGCUUGCUAAAUGGACUCCACUUAACCAAAAGUAUGUGGCAGAGUGGAUAGGUCCUGGCAGUCCUCGCGAUCGUAAUAGUCCUUCACCCUUCAAAUUGGAAAGUAUUCCUGAAACUGAGGAGAAGAAUUUAAGACAAGUAAAAGAUUCCAAGGAAAUAACUUCUCGAAGUGAAGAUGAUUAUGUAGCUUCUGAUGAUGCAAGAAAUUUCAAUAAUCAACAAGAGUAUUUUGUCCCUUGGCACUUGCCUUAUCAUCGGGCUGAAGUCAGCGGCGCUUCUGCUUGUGCUGUCGAAAAUGGCUUUGCUAAGAAAGAUGAUAAAAAGGGUGCUGUAGUAUACAAUCGAUAUUACCAUGUCUUCAGCGAAGGCGAGCUUGAAAGAUUAGUAGUUGGCAUGGAGAAUGCAGUUGUUGUUGACCGGUUUUUCGACAAAUCCAACUGGUGCAUCGUUCUUCAAAAGACAUCAUGAAGAAUCAAAUAGUUCAGGAGUUAAGCUUUGAAAAUCUUAAAGCAAACAUAACAGCCUGGAAUAGUGCCUAAUAGGCAAUGACAUAAAAUUGCUGAGAAAGAGAGUAGAGUUUGGUUCCAUUCCAAUGUAUUUUCAAUUGGCUUUAAGGAUUUUGUUUCAUUGUUGUAGAAAUUGAUUCCAACUGCAUUGUUUAGGGGUUGGACUAGAAAUGUUAAUGAACAAUGCACCAAAAAUUAUAAUUUCUA